CAGUGACACACCGAUUCCAUAUCCACCCCCCACCACAAAUCUUUCUCACACAGCCCUCUGGGCCAGGGCCAGGCGCUGAAAUCAAUAUGAAGUGAAUUACACACAAGAGCCAUCCUGGUUUAGUAAAAUCACUCCUCAGCGGGGCUUGGUGCUCAAGAUCUUCAACUAUGUUCAACCUUUUCAUUGCUGUGACUGCGUUAAUUCCAAUCGUUGUUCGAGGAUCGUUACCUCCAGAAGACAAUGUCUUGCACAUUGGUGGCAUAUUUCCUAUUGCUGGAGAGGGCGGAUGGCAGGGAGGGCAGGCAUGCAUGCCAGCAGCGAACCUGGCCCUGGAUGAUGUGAAUAGUCAAAAAGAUUUACUACCUGGAUUUACUUUGAAGUUACAUUCAAAUGAUAGCGAGUGCGAGCCAGGACUGGGAGCAUCUGUUAUGUACAAUUUAUUAUACAACAAACCUCAGAAGUUGAUGUUAUUAGCUGGCUGCAGUACAGUUUGUACCACAGUUGCGGAAGCUGCUAAAAUGUGGAAUUUGGUAGUUUUAUGCUAUGGCGCUUCAUCACCAGCUUUAUCAGAUCGUAAUCGUUUUCCUACACUGUUCAGAACUCAUCCAUCAGCCACAGUACAUAAUCCAACGAGAAUCAAGCUACUCCAAAAAUUUGGAUGGUCUCGAGUUGCCAUUUUACAGCAAGCCGAAGAAGUAUUCAUCUCUACCGUGGAAGACUUGGAAGCACGAUGCAAGGAAGCUGGAAUUGAAAUUGUAACACGCCAGAGCUUUUUGUCAGACCCUGCGGAUGCAGUAAGAAAUUUACGUCGUCAAGAUGCCCGAGUAAUAGUGGGCUUAUUUUACGUGGUUGCAGCAAGACGAGUACUGUGCGAACUUUAUCAUCAAAAGCUUUACGGCAAGAGUUACGUAUGGUUUUUUAUCGGCUGGUACGAGGAUGACUGGUUUGAAAGGAACUUAGAUAAGGAAGGCAUAACUUGUACGAAAGAACAAAUGCGACAGGCGGCAGAAGGCCAUUUGACGACCGAAGCCCUUAUGUGGAACCAGAAUAAUCAGAAAACAAUUAGCGGAAUGACUUCAGAGGAUUUCAGACAAAGAUUGAAUGACAUGCUGAAAGCACAUGGCUAUGAUAUCGAUAACAAUAGAUAUCCCGAGGGUUAUCAAGAGGCACCUCUUGCUUAUGAUGCUGUCUGGUCUGUAGCUCUGGCAUUUAACAAAACAAUGGAAAAACUGAAUAGACUUGGUAAGAGUUUGAAAAAUUUCACUUAUACCGAUAAAGAGAUAGCCGAUGACAUUUAUUCAGCUAUAAACUCAACACAAUUCCUUGGAGUUUCUGGAUAUGUAGCAUUCAGUUCCCAAGGAGAUCGAAUUGCUUUGACACAAAUAGAACAGGUUGUAGGUGGGACGUACGUGAAACUUGGAUACUAUGACACUCAAAGUGAUAAUUUAACGUGGCUGGACAAGGAGCGAUGGAUUGGUGGAAAAGCCCCACAAGAUCGAACAAUUGUUCGAAGAGUCCUGCGCACAGUAUCUUUGCCCUUAUUCAUAUGCAUGGGUACAGUAUCAUCGGCAGGAAUCGUAAUAGCGAUGGCUUUGAUCGUUUUCAAUAGUUGGAACAGACAUAGGAGAGUGAUCAUGUCAUCGCAUCCAAUUUGCAAUACAAUAAUGUUAACGGGUGUUAUCACCUGCUUAAUAUCUGUAUUUUUACUGGGAGCUGACGGGCGAUUUGUAGAACCGUCCGAGUAUCCGAGCAUUUGUCAAGCUAGGGCUUGGAUGUUAUCCACUGGAUUUACCUUGGCAUUUGGAGCGAUGUUUAGUAAAGUCUGGAGAGUACAUAGGCUGACGACCAAAACUAAAGCCGACCAAGCUAAGUUAUUUUUGGUUAAACAAAAAGUUUCAUCUAUACAGAAGAAAAUUCAGCCGUGGAAGCUUUAUACAAUGGUGAGCGCACUCCUGACAAUCGAUGUUAUAAUUCUGAGCGCAUGGCAGUUGUUAGAUCCACUGCAGCGACGCAUAGAGGUCUUCCAAUUAGAGCCGUCUUUGUAUGGAGAUGAUGACGCCAGGAUUAGACCGGAAUUAGAGCACUGCGAAAGUGAUCAUAACAUAAUAUGGCUCGGUUUAAUAUACGGGUAUAAAGGCAUUGUAUUGGUAUUUGGUCUAUUUUUGGCCUAUGAGACACGCAGUAUUAAAGUGAAGCAGAUUAACGAUUCACGUUAUGUGGGAAUGUCAAUUUACAAUGUCGUAGUAUUAUGCCUUAUCACAGCCCCGGUAACAAUGGUGAUUGCAAGUCAACAAGAUGCGAGCUUUGCCUUUGUUGCAUUAGCUAUCAUAUUUUGCUGCUUUCUAAGCAUGGCUUUAAUAUUUGUACCCAAAGUUAUUGAAGUUAUACGGCAUCCAAGGGAUAAGGCAGAAUCUAAGUAUAAUCCUGAUGUUGGUAUAUGCAAGGAGGAUGAAGAAAGAUAUCAGAAGUUGUUAAUCGAAAAUGACGAGUUGCAAAAGCUUAUUGCAGCGAAAGAGGAGAAAAUCAGAAUGUUGAAACAGCGAUUAGCCGAGAGGGAUGCGACUAAGGGUGGCCCAAUAAACAUUCCGAAGGAUUCCUUGAUUGUAGCAGACUUUGUAACUGGAGAAGGAACGUCUGAUAGUGCGAUUGAAACGGACCACGCUGGGUGACUGGGGGCUGUCGUCCUUUAGAUGAAAAGUUAUUAGAUAAAGAAACUAACUAAAAGAUUUUUAGCCAGCUAUGCAAUUCUACUUGUAUACCUUAAAACCAACUAUGUACGUUAUUGGUUUUGACUAUGGUGAUAUGACUACAGAGAAGAGCAAUUUUUUUAAUUCAAAAUGUCCUUCACUACUUGCCAUAUGCUUACUAAUAGUGGUCUUACAAAAAUAUAGUAGAGUCAGUUAUCCAACGAAAUCAUACGAUUUGUUCAUCUUCACUUUACAAAUAAAUUUGACAUUAAGUAUCAUAUAUAUAAUAAGCAAUACGAUUUUUCCUCAUGUUAUAACUUCAAACGAUAAAAGAUUAGCAAAAUGUAAAAUGGGUCAAUGCCAAAGUUUGAUUUUGGUAUCUAUAUUACGUAUGAUCAUAAUAGUUUUGCUUAAAUAUUUAUUUUGAAAUAUAAAUAUGACAAGUAACAAUUUACUACAAGUCUUGAAUAUUUCAAAAACAUCUAAGUUGUUAUUGUGAUUUGACUGCAAUUGAAAAAUCCAACAUAGUUGAUAUAAAUUUAGACAACAUGUUUAGUAUAUUAGUAGGUAUACCUGAAUAAUCGGCUAAAAUAUAACAAUUAGGAUCUAGGGGAUGUUAUUAUACUGUCAAUUGAUAAAAAAUAGUAUGUUUUCUGUUAUUAUUUUUUUUUUUACGUUUUUUCAUUUAGAUUAUAAAAAAUUAUACCAAGUUCGACGAAAAAUAGACAAUGAUUUGCUAUUUCUAUUUGCAUUGUGUCAACGACGAUACUUGAGGUGCUUAUAGUAACAAUUACGCACAGAUGCAUAGACAGCUGUUCAAUUCAUUAAUUUGUUGCAGAAAUUCUGGUUUGUAAUAUUUUAAAUUCGAAAUUCGAUAUCACGAAGUUAAUGAGAUUUAUGUUGUUUUUUCUUACGCUCAAUUUACUGAAUCAGCGAUAGCUCAUGAGUUUUUUUUUCUUAUGGCUCACGUGAUUUAGGUAUACAUUAAAGAACUAUGGUGUUCCAAAAUUUCCACCUCAGACUUAUACAUAUGAAAUUAGAUUUCGACUUACACUCCAACUAUUGUUCAUCACAUUUUGAGGGUUAGUUAUGAUUUCUGAGUACGAUAUUCUAUAUACUUAUUAUUUCAAUCUAAUUAUAAUGUAUGUUAUGAGAAAUUGGAGCAUUGUUGGGGUUUUACAAAUUUUAAACAAGUAAUAUCAAACGUUGAAGAAAGUAAUAUAUAUAUUAAUACAUGUAUAUGUACGUUAUAGAAAAUAGGAGUUUUUAUUGAGUGUUUCUACAUGAAAUUGAAUUACAUAAAUAUUGGAUAUUACAUAAGAAAAACUCUGUGAAAAUAUUGUUUUACGGUAAUAUCAUUUUAUUGUUCUGAUGCAAUAUUUAUAUCGAGAUACCUAUAAUUUCGAGAAAACAACUGAGGUAAUUCUUUCAUUUGCUGAUAUACACAAAAAAAAACUGGAACGUUUAUUUCGUUCGAUAACAAUAUAAUUAUAAAUAGAAGUAUUCGGAAAGAUUCUAUAUGAAUAUUUCAACUCCACGGAACUAGACUAAUAGAUCAUUUUCUUAUAAGACAAUAUGUGUCAAUAAAGCGAGUAUAAUUCAA
Molecule: messenger RNA, 4290 nt
Organism: Diprion similis
Lineage: Eukaryota; Metazoa; Arthropoda; Insecta; Hymenoptera; Diprionidae
Gene: GABA-B-R1
Product: gamma-aminobutyric acid type B receptor subunit 1
Exons: 13
Coding region: 168-2669 (833 amino acids)
Biological process (GO): G protein-coupled receptor signaling pathway; gamma-aminobutyric acid signaling pathway
Cellular component (GO): membrane; G protein-coupled receptor heterodimeric complex
Molecular function (GO): G protein-coupled GABA receptor activity
Source: RefSeq, a predicted model, not a curated record